Polistes canadensis is the source of this 1025-nucleotide messenger RNA. Its product is annotated as platelet binding protein GspB-like. The annotation marks the transcript as partial. Lineage: Eukaryota; Metazoa; Arthropoda; Insecta; Hymenoptera; Vespidae. The record is from RefSeq and is a predicted model, not a curated record. The transcript has 6 exons.
AUGCACAUUCAACAGGAACUUGCCACUUCAGCUACAACCGAAACUGCAACUGCAAUUGCAAAUGCUACUGCAACUGCAACUACAACUGCUACUGCAAUUGCAAAUUUACCUGCAACUGCAAUAGCAUCUACACCCGCACAUGCAACAGCUACUUCUACUGCACAUUCAACUUUAACUACAUCUUUACCUUUCACUGCAAAUAGAACUAAAAAUAAAACUGCAACUGAAACUGCACAGGCAACAGAAACUGAAACUGCAACGGUCAAUGCAAAUGCACUGUCCCUUGCAACGUCAUAUGCAGCUACUACUGCCUUAGCAACUGCACUUGCAAUAGCAUAUAAUGCUGCAAAUAAAAAAGCAACUGAACUUGUCCUUGCAAUAGCAAAUACAACUUUAAAUUCACAAAAACCAGCACAAGCAACAGCUGCUUCAACUACAACAGCAAACUCAAAAGAAACUGCAUUUUAUUACUGCCUGCUAUUUCACAAUCAAGGCACUGCCAUUGCAAUAGCACAUGCAACUGCAGCUGCUGUUCUUGCAACUGAACGUGCUACUGCUACUAUAACGGCACAUGCGAAAGACCUUUUAAAAAAAAUUCAAACCCAAAAAACACAUGCAACUACAACUGCCACGUCAACUGCACAUGCACUUGCAACCGACCAUACAACAGCAAAAGCAACUCAUAAAAACCAUGUCACUAAACAUUUAAAAAAAGAUUUUACAAGCAUCAGCAACAGCAAUUGCAACUUCCAAUGUUACUUAAGGGCAACUGCUAAGGUAAAUGCACAAGCAGUUUCACAUACCUCAGCCGCUGCAUAUACAACUGCUACUGCUACUUUAAAUAACACUGGAAAUAAAACUACACAUGAACCUGCUAACGACGCAAAAGCAACUGCAACUACAACUGAUGCUGCAAUUGCAACUGCAACAGCAAAAGCAUAUACUCCUAAACCUGCUUAUUUAACAGUUACUACAACUGCUACAGAAAAUGUAUUUGCAGCUACUACUGUAAUAGUAGCUGCACA